Gryllus bimaculatus (two-spotted cricket) is the source of this 5845-nucleotide messenger RNA. NCBI's taxonomy places the organism in Eukaryota, Metazoa, Arthropoda, Insecta, Orthoptera, Gryllidae. The record is from the annotation of a GenBank genome assembly.
UGCCCAGCCCUACCCUUCUGUGCCUUGCCCUGCCCUGCCGAGCAACAAGUGCAGUCGCGGCGAGGGCGGUCGCGCCAGUGGACACGUCUGGGAGAACGGCGGCGCCAGCAGGCUGUUCGCGAAAGCACCACCCCCCGUAUUGUCAACGCACGUGCGGGGCGGCCGGGCAGCAUGCCUCAUGACGAUUUCGACUCCGACGAAGAGGAGGCGGAGGGACAGGUGACAUGCAAGUGCGUGGCGCCCGUCGUGGUUGUCAUCGCCACCACUAUGGUGGUGUCGAUGGUGCUCGUCACCACACUCACCACGAGCCUCGCUACCGUCGCCAAGUUGAUGGCAGUCUUCAUCAUGACUACAGUUAUGGCAAGCGUUAUGACUGUCAUUAUGAAUAAUAACGAUGAAUAAGGAUAAUGAAUUGGAACUGCCAACUGUUGCUUUUACAUGAACAGUUCACUAUAUUGUACGCGUUUCGAUGUUGCGAUAUAUUCAGAGAUGUUGCUAUUUGCUGAUGAGCUUGUCGAUGUUCUUUGUAUAUUUAGUAUUUAUUGACAAUUUUUUAAAACAAAAAUGUCACUAUAUUAGUUUAAAUUUCCUGAAAUUACAAGAAAAUGGCGAUCAGCAAUGCGGUGUUGACAUUCGCUUGGAAGCGACGUAAUCCAAUAUGGUGGCAAGAAGAACAUAACCACACUUACAUUAAUAUGUUCUAAGUUCCUUCGUAAAAUCAUGUGUAUAUAGUUGCUUCAAUUGUCGCAAGUAAGGAAGACGUAGAAUGCUUCUUCGAAUGUCUAUGGAAUCUGUUUAUUACAAGAUGUCACAGUUUCCAUGUUGCGUCCCUCUUUCCACGUGGCAUUAACAUUGCCAUGGCAACGGAAGGGUUCAACGCUGCCUGUCUGGAGGCGUUACAACCGUGUGUUCUAGCAUCCUUGGAAUCUUUUACGUCUUCAUGUCUCGAUAUAUUGUGAAUCUCCCAAACGAAGGGAGGCAAUGGAUGAAGUGAUCAAUGUCCAAAGCAAUAAUUUCCAUUGUUUACAAGUUACCACAUACACAAAGAAAGAAAGAAAUAUAACUAUUUUGAAUGAAUAUAUAUUUUGCUCAAUAUUAUCCGAUCAUGAGUUUUCGAGUCUAUACAAAUUUUUAUUAGGCUUUACAUAAUCAAUUAAUUUCACCAAAGUAAAUAAACAGUCUGGUUUACUCUAUAAUGGAUUCUAUUUUAUUGCUGUGAUUUGGAAAUGUGUGGUUUAUUUGUUCUCAGAACUUGUAGCUUUGCAUGUCGAAGAAAUAAAUUUCCAAAAUGCCAAACAUUCUUGGCAUUUUUCGAAAAUGUGAUUUGAACAUUUGCAAGGAAUUACAAUGUUAUGGCAAAGAAGAAAGUAUAUUCAAAUGAAUUGCAGAUUUUAUGGUAGUUCACUUAGUCUGCUAAUUAACAAUUAUGGCGUUUAAAAAUAUUUUAUAUAUUUUAUUUGAUCAAGAUAUUGUGUAAAUAUGUUAGAAUAAUUACGGUUUUGGAAAAACGACAUUUGAGAACCCAUGGAAAGCAAGGAAGUCAUUCACCGCCUGGAACACUACAAGAAAUAAUAACUCGCUGACUUGCAUCUUCAGGCGUAAAUGAAAUGUGAGCUUUGCUAAAAAUAUACUGUUCGUUUGACUGUAUAAAAUUGAUGAUACAAUUCAAAUUUUGAAAGACAUUUUACUCUCCUGGGAAAUUAUUUGCGGAAUAAUCGCUGCUAAGAAAAACUUAUGACAGAUCAUAGGUACUUGUCAGGCAUUGGAAACAUUCACUGGGCCGUGGCCGUAAAGAAAGAGUGGAGUGGUAAUGUGAUUGCAAAAAGUCAGGGAAAGGUUCCAGCCGACAUAAAUUAAUAUAAUGGAUCAACAAUUCUGUCUUCGGUGGAACAACCAUCCAUCAAAUUUAACGGACGUUUUAAGUAGUUUACUUCAAAGAGAAGCUUUAGUUGAUGUUACUCUGGCCUGUGAUGGUGAAACUUUCAAAGCUCAUCAGACAAUCUUGUCAGCCUGUAGUCCAUACUUCGAAAGUAUAUUUCUUCAAAAUACUCAUCCACAUCCUAUUAUUUUCCUUAGAGAUGUGAAUUAUGUAGAAAUGAAAGCUUUGCUACAAUUUAUGUAUAAAGGGGAAGUUAAUGUAAGUCAAAACUUGCUACCUAUGUUUUUAAAAACUGCAGAAGCCUUACAAAUUCGUGGACUGACUGAUAAUCAGACUGUUAGACAGUCUGAUGAUCAGAAUUCUCCUUUGCCAGUGGAUUCCCCUGUAAGAAGUGUUGAACCACAAAGUAGGCCAAAUACACCACCUCCAAGUAAAAGAAAAAGAAAGUCAUCUGGAAGUGGUGAUCUAUCUUUAAUGGGGGCUGCUCUUGACCGGUUCCACUCAGACUCUCAGGCAUCAUCGCAGGGCAGCUACAAGAGUGGUAGUUCAUCAGUGCCACCCCCUCUACCUAAGCUCAAUCCAAUCACUCCAGAUGUUGAAGAAAUUGUGGAAAUGCAUGACUCGCCUCCACCCAUCAUCAAGCAGGAGAUGGACAGCAGCCCUCCACACAGCAGCCACGACUUCAAAGAGCCUCCUUUCCACAGUCUUUCUGCUGAAAGCAUGGCUGCAGCGACAAGUAUGGCGUAUGGAAGAGGAAAGGAUGUUGAAACCGUGGGCCGCACAGCCAUGUCUGACUCACAUCCCGGUGGCGGUUGCGGUGGUGGUGGUUGGGCCUUGGCCACAGGGGGGGAGGUAGGGACUUCUGGAAGAGCCAGCAGUUCUCCACAAGCCCAUGGGAGUGGAUGCUUCAGCUCAGCACAGAAUGCAUUGAAACAGUACUUGGCAGGGCAGAAAGUGGAACUUCCUAAGCUUCCCACUCCUGUGACUGGUACCUUCUCUUCCCAUCUAUUGCAGCCACUCCCUCCGCCGCCUCUUCAAUUUGCACCGUCAACAUCCUCUGUGUCUCAGCAGUGGCGGAGCCCAUCAAGCCGAGGAGCCUGCCGAACCCAUCGAAGUGUGAGCUCCGAAUCAUCCCCUCAAGGGAUGCUGCAAAAUCCGAAUGUAAGCCACGCUUCAAAAUCUAGUAGAGCUGCAUCAACAGUGUCUUUGCCUGCUGCGGUGGGGCAAGAAAUCUCUGUGAUCCAGCCAACUCCACCUGCCAAGUCUGUGCAAGGAGGGAGUGGACCUACUGCUGGCACACGCAAAGGAGGAAGAUUCAGACCAGGCUGGCUUGAAACAUAUGUAUGGUUGCAGUAUGAUGAACGUCUCAACACCAUGUUUUGUAAGUACUGUCGCAAGUGGAGUAGUGCAGUGCCAGAUAUUCGCACUUCCUUUGCAGAAGGCAACAGUAAUUUCCGUCUAGAAAUUGUGAACCAUCACGACAAGUGCAAAGCACAUCGCCUUUGCAUGGAAAAGGAAGAAGAUUCCAAUAUAAAGUCAGAACCUACUGCUGAGUGACAGGCAUUUGAUGUUGUACUAUGUUUCAAUGGAAAUGUGUAUUAGCACACAUUUCAUUAGUACACAAUUAAAGAAAGAGGUAAAACCUCUGGUACCUCUCAUAACAUCUCACUGAAAAUUUUAAUAUUUUAUGUCAAUUGUAAGAGCUUAAACUAUAUCUCUAUACUGUAUUCUUAGAAGAAUUUAUGAACUCUUGAGUGUAUGAUGUGUUGCGGGUGAUCAAGGUAUUGAAAAUAGGUGAAUCAACUAGGGUGAAGUUUGCUGCUAUAUUUUUGCGGAAUGAUGAUUCUUUCAGUCAGUAACAGUUUACUUUGAAUCAAGAGUAUAUUCACAUUCCAUAUAGUGACUUUUCUUACAAAAGCGCCUCAUUGAUUUGAGUUUUCUUCCUAAAUUUAUAUAAUCAAUUAAUGUUAUUUUAUGUUAUUUCUCUCAUAUUUUAAACAUGAUUUAUUUAAGGAGACAUGCUUAAAUUCAAGAAAAUACAUUUUUCAAUAAGAUACACGCACCAGAACUGGCCACAAUUCUGAACAUUUUUGUAGUUUUAUCAAAAUUCUUGGGCUAAAGCACUAAAUUUAUUGUGUGAAUCUCAAUGAAUGAUACCUCUUUCUGAAUAGACCCCUUGCCUAAAAAUGACAAAUUUUUAAUUUGUUAUAUUUUUUAUUAAUUUAUUUCCAAACCUCAAUGUAGUUCCAGUAGAAAUUUGCAAAAUUUUUGUGGUGAUCAGUCUCUCGACUCUGUAAUGACCAAUAGUUACCCUACCCAUGAACAUGUUUGAGUCCAAAAAAAGUCCUGAUAUACAUUAAAGCAGUGUUAAUAUUAAUAAGAUUUUUCUGCCUAUUCUUUAAAUAUAAAAUAAUGGAAAAUAAAGUUUCUUUCAAAUCCUCAUUACUAACAGACAUAAGCUUAUGUUUCUGCAAGUUUGAUGCAAGUGGAAAUCCUGCACAUUUUGUGCAGAUGUGGCCACUACUGGUGUUGCCCUAGAAGUGUAACUGUUUGCUUGGGAUUGGUUAAUGAAAGUUGAUCAGAAAAGUACUUUUUAGGAUUGCAUGGGAAUUAUUUUAUACUCUGGUAACAAUACCUUCUAUGUAAUCAAUACAACUCCUAUGUGAAAUGUUUGCUAACUUUCGCUUACUAAGAGAGAAUUAUAUAGAUGUGAUUUACAUGCAGUCUUGGAGUUUUUCUAAAUAUGAUAAAUAUUGAAAGUUUUUACUGAGGAAGAAAAAUUUGCAGAUUGUCUUAGAUUUCAGGUUUUAUAAAAUAAUAAUUGGAAAUCAUUUUCAUAGUUUUUUGUUGUUUUUUAAAUGAGAAUAUUAGCAGUUUUUAUUGAACAAGAUUAUAGAAAAUAUUAUUUUAUUCCAUUUUAUCUCAAAUAUUAUACUAAUAGCCCUGCCUCAAGUUACAGUUUCUUUAUUCCCAAUAAAAUUUCUAAUUUUUAUGUAACUUAUUAAUAUUCAGCAUUUUUAAAUUAUUUCCAGUUGUAUUUACUAAAUGAAAGUGAAGAAAUUGUAGCCAGAUGUCUACUUAUAGCUAACCAGCGUACUUAAGGUUUUAUUCUACGACAUCUUAGUUUUCUUUCUGUAAAAUUAAUUUGACUCCUGUUUCUUUUCAUAUAAAAAUUAUGAGAGUAUUAGAUUUCCUUUUUAUUUUAUUUUUUAUGAAGCCUACUGAUCAAGACACUUAAUUUAUGUAGAAUUUCCAUCUUAGUUGUAGGAAACUAUUCUCCAAACCAGGAUAGAUUUGGAAAUGUAACAGCACUUCUGUAGUUGUGCAUGUCUUCUUUCAUGAAUCUAGUUGAAAAGCUAUUUUCUCUAGUCAUGUCCCGAUGAUAAGUUGAAUAUUGAAUAUUUUGGUUUUUAAAUGGCAUUGAAUGUAAUUGUACCUGAUUGUAACCAUGGCAUGUGAUUGUGAGAGAAUUUCUGAACUAUUGUUGGUUGUACCUGGACACGUGAUGAUUUUUUAAAGAUAGUUCUAAUGUUAAUACACCAUAUUAGUUGGAUAAUGUACAUACAUAUGAUUAAUGGGAAAUGUGAUUUAUUCAUACUUAGUGUCUUGGAUUAGAAGUACAACAGGAUCUAUCUCUGAAACUUCAAUUUACUUGCAGAUGAUGUGAAUGUUGAUCAACUACAAAAUACAUAUAAGGGUAAUUUGAUAAGUAAGGUAAAUGGAAAAUGAAAAUAACUUACACUUGAUUGGAUUUAUUUGAUGAAAUUGAUGUAAUUUGCUAAAAUUCUUGAUGAUUUCUUUUUUUGUUUUGGUACACUGAAAAAGUAAUAUUCUGUACUUCUCUAAAACUAAGGCCUUUCCUUACUCUUGGAAGCAGAUUCUUAGCUCAACAUUGUUCUGAAUAUUUAUUUCUGCUUAUUAACAAUAAUGAUCUUGUCUACAUUGAUGAUAGAGAUAAAAAAAAAU